This is a messenger RNA of Pocillopora damicornis (cauliflower coral), 1262 nucleotides long. RefSeq lists its product as uncharacterized. Gene Ontology annotation, cellular component: cytosol. Lineage: Eukaryota; Metazoa; Cnidaria; Anthozoa; Scleractinia; Pocilloporidae. The record is from RefSeq and is a predicted model, not a curated record. Gene Ontology annotation, molecular function: quinone reductase (NADPH) activity; mRNA 3'-UTR AU-rich region binding; NADPH binding.
UGUGAAUGCGUUACAUUUCUGCCGACGUGUUCGAGCUUUCGCCUAGAAAUAUGAUGUCACCAAAAAACUGUCACGCAAGGGAUGGAGGUUACAGGACAGCGAAAUCUUUGUUUUGGUGUAGAUUGACAAGAGUGUGUUCGAAGCCCAAACAAUUGUCGCAAAGCUGUCCAUAUUUUCUCCAGAACGAUGUCUAUGAAAGCUCUGAUUGUUGAAGAGUUCGGCGACUCGUCGAAACUAAAGUAUAGUGAGGUUCUCAAGCCAGAACCCGCAGAAGGAGAGGUUUUGGUAAAAAAUGAGAUUUGUGGCUUGAAUUACCUUGAUGUCUUGGUAAGGAAUGGGGCUUUGCCUCUCAAAGCUGUAGGAUCAGGGUUUCCUUUGACAAUGGGGGUGGAGGCUGCUGGAACAGUGGAAAAAAUUGGUGUUAAUGUCACUAGUGUGUCUAAAGGAGAGAGAGUAGCAUAUGCAGUCGUUGGAUCUGGAGCACAUGCUGAGUGUGCAAAAGUGUCAGCAUCAAGACUGGUAAAAGUUCCAGAGGAGAUUAGUUUUGAGCAAGCUGCUACAUCAAUGGUUCAGGGGAUGACUGCGCACUACCUUGUGCAUACAACUGGCAGAGUGAAGCCUGGUGACAAGGUGUUGAUACAUGCUAUCUCUGGAGGGACUGGGUCUCUUGUGUGUCAAGUGGCAAAGAAUGCAGGAGCAUUUGUGAUUGGAACAACUAGCACCGAGGCCAAAGCAGCAAAGGCAAGGAAGACUGGUGCCGAUGAGGUCAUCCUUUACUCACAGAAAGAUUUUGCCGAAGAGGUCAACAGGAUCACUGAUGGAGAAGGGGUGAAUGUUAUUUAUGAUGGUAUUGGAAAAAAAACCUUUGAAAAAGACUUCGAGUGUUUAGCUGUCCAAGGAAUCGUGGUGUCUUUUGGAGUAGUUUCCGGGACUCCUCCUCCGUUAGAUCUUAACAUACUCGCCAAAGGUUCCUUCUCCGUCUGCCGACCUUCGUUGUUUCACCACAUCAAAAAGGAAGAGGAUUUGAAGUGGCGUAGCUCUGAAGUGUUGAACUGGAUCAAGAAAGGCGAAGUGAAGUUUGGUGACUUUACUGUAUUACCACUGUCUGAGGGAAAGAAAGCUUACGAGUUGUUGGAAAGUGGAAAAUCUACAGGAAAAGUCUUGAUGAAGCCAUGAGCUGAACUGAAAGAUUUAAGCGGUUAAUCGCAAUAAAACUUAGUUUUAGUUGAUCCUAGGAUAAAAACAUACAAAAUGCUAACGAA